CUCUUUCUAUCUCUCCUCUCUCCCUCUCUCUAGUUGUUCUCAAUUUUUGGUGUCAUGGAACACCACCAGUACCAACAACAGCAGCAUGAGGAAAGCAAUACAAGCAGUGUUGUUGGCGGUAGUGUUGGAGGGAGUAAGAGUAACUUCCUCUGCAGGCAGUCCAGCACAAGGUGGAUCCCCACUGCUGAUCAGAUAAGGAUACUGAGGGACCUCUACUACAACAUGGGGAUCAGAUCCCCUACCGCCGAGCAGAUCCAGAAGAUCUCCGCGACACUCCGCAAGUACGGCAAGAUCGAAGGCAAGAAUGUCUUCUACUGGUUCCAGAACCACAAGGCCCGGGAGAGGCAGAAGAAAAGACUCACCGUGGACAUCUCCAGUACCACCAGCACACCCAGCAACAGCGCCAUAACCACCAUGUCUCCUGGUGCAGUAACUAUAAAUCCUCCUUUAUCCUUCUCUGACUAUUUUUCCUUUGAUUUUCUGGGUUUCCUUUUGUUUUGGCCUAUCGUAUGUUGGUGCUGCGGUGGUGCAGGUUUGCUUACUCCCUGUUCUUCUCCUGGGUUGUAUGGUGUUGGGCAGAUUGGAAGCAGUGGCUGUGGAGGCUCUAUGCUUGUGGAAAGGAGCUUUAGAGUUAAGAUAUUAUCUUGUUUAUCCUCAUUAAAAGUUUCACGAUUUGACAUCCUUUCUUGUGGGAACAGGAGUGUUGCUUGUCUGGAGGAGGAGGAGAUGGGUCUGGGAUGGAGGGCAGCAUGGGAUGGGUGGAAUUAG
Messenger RNA from Elaeis guineensis (African oil palm), 768 nucleotides. Lineage: Eukaryota; Viridiplantae; Streptophyta; Magnoliopsida; Arecales; Arecaceae. The record is from RefSeq and is a predicted model, not a curated record.